AUCGCAAUGGCCUAUGGAUGUGUAAUGGUCAUUUCGAAAGUUCUGGGGGCUGAACCCAAUUUUUUCCCAUAAGAUCAGGCGCUCUCGGUCUCGGAGACCGUAACUGCGUGAGGGCGGUGGCGGCGGCCAUGGGGAGCGGGAAGCGAAGCGAUUACUUCCGAGAGGAGGAGGAUGAUAGGCCACCCAGCUUCGCCCAGAUUCCGACCAGCUUCGGCCAGGAGCUCAGAGCCUGCCUCCGUUGCCGCCUCGUCAAGACCUACGACCAGUUCAGGGAAUCCGGCUGUGAGAAUUGCCCCUUUUUGGAGAUGGAGAAGGAGCAUGACAACGUUGUCAACUGUACGACUCCCAACUUCACGGGGAUUAUAUCAAUGAUGGAUCCAAGUAGAAGUUGGGCUGCUAGAUGGUUAAGAAUAGGGAGGUUUAUUCCUGGUUGCUACACACUCGCCGUCUCUGAAGAACUUCCAGAAGAAUACCAGGCUAUUUGUGCUGAUAACAAUGUCCAGUAUGUGCCUCCAAAGCGUGCAUAAACCUGUCCAUGUCCAUGUCCAUGUUACCAGUUAAACUGUUUUAUUUCAACUGUUGUUACUGCUAACUAGUUCAAGUUUUAAUUCCCACCAGAUUUGUUGACAACAAUAACUAUCUUCUUAAAUGCACAAGCGACUUAAACUGUUCAUCAA
Molecule: messenger RNA, 677 nt
Organism: Zingiber officinale
Lineage: Eukaryota; Viridiplantae; Streptophyta; Magnoliopsida; Zingiberales; Zingiberaceae
Product: transcription elongation factor SPT4 homolog 1-like
Exons: 5
Coding region: 129-527 (132 amino acids)
Biological process (GO): positive regulation of DNA-templated transcription, elongation; regulation of transcription elongation by RNA polymerase II; chromatin organization
Cellular component (GO): nucleus; DSIF complex
Molecular function (GO): zinc ion binding; RNA polymerase II complex binding
Source: RefSeq, a predicted model, not a curated record